AAAACCCAAAAGCUUAUCCACCUUGUCAUCACUACUGAAUUUUUAAUACUUUUUUAUACUGCAACAUUGAAAAUGAUCAAUCAGAUUAGGAUACACAAGAAAAGCCUUUGGAAGGAUUUGGGAAAACUGACAUACAGAUUUGGAAACCCUGUUUCAGUACAGACAUUAAAAAAGGCCCAUGCCCAUCCAUAACCACUCUAUCUCUAUGCUACUCCCUUCCAAACUAUAAGUUCAUAGCCAAAAGAAAUACAAAAAGAACACAAAAUUUUCUUGUUCUUAUAGGAUGUUUUCCAAAGGUGAUAAGUUUAAGAUUUUCAGCCUUCCUCUGAAUCAAUUCUGUGCCAUCUUUUUACAUCUAAUUUUUGUGUUCUCUGAUGCCAAAGCACAAUCUUUAGCCCAGGAUUUACCAUCAACUUCAGAGACUUCUUCUACAGGCCAGCCAAGCCUUGCUGUUGUUCUAGGAAUUCUAUGCUGUAUUAUGUCCGGCUUGACAUUUAUUCUUCUUGCAUACAUGAAAUUCUGCCAAAGAAGAACAUCUUCUGGUCGAGGACUUCCACAGAACCAGCAGGGAAUAUUUGGCAGAAGCUCUCGGUUUUCUGGGAUUGAUAAGACAGUGAUUGAGUCACUUCCGUUCUUCAGAUUCUCUGCUUUAAAAGGUUCAAAGGAAGGCCUGGAAUGUGCAGUCUGUCUAUCAAAGUUUGAAGAUGUUGAAAUUCUCCGGUUGCUACCGAAAUGCAAGCAUGCGUUUCAUAUUGACUGCAUUGAUUAUUGGCUUGAGAAACACUCAACCUGUCCUCUUUGCAGGCAGAGGGUUAGCUCCGAGGACUUAAAACUCAUUGCCUACUCAAACAGCAUGAGGUACUUGUGGAAUGAUCAAUCAGAGCCUAGAGAUGAAUCAAACAUGGAGAUUUUUGUCCAAAGAGAGGAAGGUCAUCGCGGAUCCUCAAGAUUCAGCAUAGGAAGAAGCUCUCGAAAGAUCGAAAAGGAAUUGAAGUUAUUAAUUCAAGAAGAGGAUGAUGCUAAAAGCAGUGAGGACAAUGAAAUCUUCCAUAAGCAGAACCAUAAGAUUCUUGUAUCAAACUUUGUUUUCAAGCAGAGAUGGAGCAGUGUGAGUUCCUCUGAUAUCAUGUUCUUGAACUCGGAGAUGCUUAACCAUUUCACAAGCAACAGGUUCUCUUCUAUGGAUUCAAAUCAGAAGCAGCUUCCAACCUCAGGGGAAAUCGAAGAUGAGGAAAAUAUGAAGAUUUUCGAGGACAUGGAGGCGAAGAGGUUAUACGACAGCCAGGAUAGCAGUAGCACAACCAACAAAACAAGUACUUCCGUUUCGAUCCCAGAUUCAAGUUCAAGUCAUACAUCAAUUUCCAUGAUUCAUGAAGGUGAAAAGAGGUCCAUGUCAGAAAUCACUGCUCUUUCAAGGAAUAGAAAAUUGGGUAUGAAGAACAACAGCCUUUUGAAUUCUUCUCUGUCUGGAAACACUGUGAGAGAGGAUAGAAUGAGGCAGCUUUGGCUUUCAAUUGCCAGAAGAACAAUCCAAUGGUUUGGCAGCAGAGAAAAAGGGCCUAAAGAGUCUCAGAACAUACAGAGGCCGCUGGAUGUAUAAACUGGACUUAUACAUGUUCCAUGUUUUCUCAUAUCCAAGACUCUUGCAUAAUUUUGAAGUUUUGAAAUUCCUCAUAUUCAUUUGAUGUCAGGUGGGAUCUGGGAAUCAUGGUAAAGGAAAACAUACCUUGUAGAGUUUAAAAGUUUAGGUAGAAUUGUUGGAAGGAUACAAUACAAUUCUAUGAGGAACAUGCAUAUAAACACCUUUAUUUUCUUUCAAUUAUUAUGCUUACACUUUUUUUUUUUUUCUUUUUUUAUAACAUGCUUGUAAAUUGGAGUAUGUACAUAUAUUUAUAUAUAUGUUCCUUUCAAGCUGGUUUAAGAAGGGGAAGUUUACUUAUGAAGUACUUUUGUUUUGGUGUUGAGAAUAUGCAUACAGCAUUUCUGAAUUCCUAAGGAAUAAGGCAUAACCAUGUAUACACGGGUACGCUAUUUCUAUCAUAUUAUAUUUUGAUCAGACUGCAUUUCUUGUUGAAUUGUACAAUACCAUGGAUUAGUUCUUCUCUGUUUGCUUUUGCUUAGAAAAUGAAUUCCUAAAUUAAGGAGAUAUAAAUAAAAAUAUAAUUGCCAGUUUGGUCGCCCUGCCCUUCUUAACUAUUCAGGUAUUUUCCAUUUUUGAUAAAUAUGUAAUA
Molecule: messenger RNA, 2231 nt
Organism: Ziziphus jujuba (common jujube)
Lineage: Eukaryota; Viridiplantae; Streptophyta; Magnoliopsida; Rosales; Rhamnaceae
Product: E3 ubiquitin-protein ligase ATL42
Exons: 1
Coding region: 284-1600 (438 amino acids)
Source: RefSeq, a predicted model, not a curated record